AUGGGACGAGUUGCAGCAUCAUCAAGCCGCACGCAGCGAGCCGCGCACUUCGGUGCGCCGAGCUCCGAGCGCCGAGAGCGCAUGGCAGCAACUCUCAGCAAAGAGCUGCGAGGUCAACACUCGGCGAGGUCAAUCCCCAUCCGCAAGGACGACGAAGUUCUGAUCGUCAUUGCAUGCUACCGCAAGAAGUAUGUCAUUCACAUCGAGCGAAUCGUCAGAGAAAAGGUCAACGGCGCAUCUGUUCCGAUUGGCAUCCACCCUAGCAACGUCGUCAUCACUAAGCUGAAGCUAGACAAGGACCGCACUGCAAUCUUGGCGCGCAAGGCUGCUGGCAAGCGCGCAAAGGCAGAGACGAUGAAGGUCGACGUGCGUUCUCACCUUUAUUAUGAGCGUUCUCAGCUGAUCUCACUGUGCAGUAAAUGCUGA
This is a messenger RNA of Mixia osmundae IAM 14324, 426 nucleotides long. RefSeq lists its product as uncharacterized. Gene Ontology annotation, cellular component: cytosolic large ribosomal subunit. The record is from RefSeq and is a predicted model, not a curated record. Gene Ontology annotation, molecular function: RNA binding; structural constituent of ribosome. The transcript is spliced from 5 exons. Bases 1 to 426 code for a protein of 141 amino acids. NCBI's taxonomy places the organism in Eukaryota, Fungi, Basidiomycota, Mixiomycetes, Mixiales, Mixiaceae. Gene Ontology annotation, biological process: cytoplasmic translation; ribosomal large subunit biogenesis.